Molecule: messenger RNA, 797 nt
Organism: Elaeis guineensis (African oil palm)
Lineage: Eukaryota; Viridiplantae; Streptophyta; Magnoliopsida; Arecales; Arecaceae
Source: RefSeq, a predicted model, not a curated record
CGCCCUUUUUACCUAAUUAAUUAAUAGGUAAGGCGGGGUAACUUUUUGUAAAUAUAUACGGUGCGAAGCAAAAACCAAGAGAACGGGGCCCGGCAAAGAGGAACGCUGCUUCUGGAAAUAGAAGGAAUGCCGAUUCAAGAGAUCUUUCGCCCCAUCUCUGCUUCUCCCGCGUUAUCGCUACCACGCACACUCUCUCUUUUCCAUCUCUCAAAAAAUCUCUCAGCUGAUACGGACUUCAUAAAAUCUAGAAAGAUUAGCGUUUCUUCGAGGUGGGCGACCUUGAUGUGGUUGAUGCUACGACUCCUAUUGAUGUUGCUGUUUGAAUUUUUGAACAAUCAACUAAGUUCACUAAUGUGGAUUGAUGAAAAGGCUAAUGAAUUCUCAACUUGGAUUCAGAGACUGGCUAAUUGGACAGUUUCAGGGUUCUGGUUGAAUUGAUUACAGAUGCUUGAGGGAAAAGGCUGUCAUGCAUUGAUCAGAGACACAUUCUAAGUUGCCGGUUAAAGUUAUGGGAUAUUCCUUCUCUUUCAUUUUGAAUAUUAAUCGGUAUCCAGUUAAAGUCAUGGUUGAACAUGGACAUUUGGAAACAUCUAACAGAAAGUUGUAUUGUUUUUCAACUUGGAUUUUUUUGGUAGAAGGCAGGCAUGCAUUGGAAAUCUGUAUACUUUCAUAAGAUGGCAUAUUUUUAUGUCCGAAAUUCCUUAGUUGCUUUUGUCCUGGGUGGUAUGUGAAAAUUUUAGAACUAUAUAUUAUGGGCAUUCAUGAGCUAUGGACAAUGAUCUCAAGCCCUUGGCUUG